AUGGCGUCUCCCGUCGCCUCGGCCGCCCUGCGGUCCCGCGUCAAGCGCGCGUCGAUGCUGAACAAGCUCACCCGCCCCCAGGACCUCCUCCAGCACUUUCCCCACGGCGCCUACAUCGGCUGGUCCGGCUUCACCGGCGUCGGCUACCCCAAGAAGAUGCCGACCUUCCUCGCCGACCACGUCGAGCAGAACAACCUCCAGGGCCAGCUGCGCUACAGCCUGUUCGUCGGCGCUUCCUCCGGCGCCGAGACGGAGAACCGCUGGGCCGGCCUCAACAUGAUUGAGCGCCGCAGCCCUCACCAGGUCGGCAAGGCCAUCUCCAAGGGCAUCAACGAGGGCCGCAUCAACUUCUACGACAAGCACUUGUCCCAGUUCCCCGUCGACCUCGUCUACGGCUUUUACACCAAGGACCGCCCCAACAAGAACCUCGACGUUGUCGUCGUCGAGGCCACCGAGAUCAAGGAGGAUGGCAGCAUCGUCCCGGGCGCCUCUGUCGGCGCCACUCCCGAGCUCGUCCAGAUGGCCGACAAGAUCAUCAUCGAGGUCAACACCUCGCUGCCCAGCUUCGACGGCCUGCACGACAUCACCAUGACCGACCUGCCCCCGCGCCGCAAGCCCUACCUCAUCACGGGCGUCGAGGACCGCAUCGGCACCACCUCCAUCCCCAUCGACACCGAGAAGGUCGUCGGUGUCAUCGAGUCCGACUACCCCGACCAGACCGCACCAAACACCCCCGCCGACGCCUCCUCGCGCGCCAUCGCCGGCCACCUCAUCGAGUACUUUGAGCACGAGGUCAGGCACGGCCGCAUGCCCAAGAACCUCUUGCCGCUGCAGUCCGGCAUCGGCAAUAUCGCCAACGCCGUCGUCGGCGGCCUCAAGGACUCCAACUUCUGGAACCUCAAGGUCUGGACCGAAGUCAUCCAGGACACUUUCCUCGACCUUUUCGACUCGGGCCACCUCGAUUUCGCGACUGCCACUUCCGUCCGCUUUUCUCCCGACGGUUUCCAGCGCUUCUAUGACAACUGGGACAACUACCACAACAAGCUCCUCCUCCGCAGCCAACAGGUUUCUAACUCCCCCGAAAUCAUCCGCCGCCUCGGCGUUAUUGGCAUGAACACCCCGGUCGAAGUUGACAUUUACGCACACGCCAACAGCACGUGCGUUAUGGGGUCCCGCAUGCUCAACGGCCUCGGCGGUAGCGCCGAUUUCCUGCGCAACGCCAAAUAUAGCAUCAUGCAUACUCCCUCCACUCGCCCAUCCAAAACCGACCCUCACGGAGAUCUCGACGUUAUCGUGACUGAGCAAGGCCUUGCAGAUGUCCGGGGCCUGAGCCCCCGCGAGCGUGCUCGUGUCAUUAUCAAGAAAUGUGCCCACCCGGUCUACCAGCCCAUUCUGGAACGUUAUUUUGACAAGGCUGAGUUCGAAUGCCUUCGUAAGGGCAUGGGCCACGAGCCUCAUCUACUUUUCAACACUUUUGAUAUGCACAAGGCUCUUAUGGAGGAGGGUAGCAUGCAGAAGGUUAAGAGCUUUUGA
Messenger RNA from Colletotrichum spaethianum, 1533 nucleotides. RefSeq names its product acetyl-CoA hydrolase. Gene Ontology annotation, biological process: acetate metabolic process. The record is from RefSeq and is a predicted model, not a curated record. NCBI's taxonomy places the organism in Eukaryota, Fungi, Ascomycota, Sordariomycetes, Glomerellales, Glomerellaceae. Gene Ontology annotation, molecular function: acetyl-CoA hydrolase activity; acetate CoA-transferase activity. Gene Ontology annotation, cellular component: mitochondrion. Bases 1 to 1533 code for a protein of 510 amino acids. The transcript is spliced from 2 exons.